This is a messenger RNA of Lasiosphaeria miniovina, 462 nucleotides long. RefSeq lists its product as uncharacterized. NCBI's taxonomy places the organism in Eukaryota, Fungi, Ascomycota, Sordariomycetes, Sordariales, Lasiosphaeriaceae. The record is from RefSeq and is a predicted model, not a curated record. The annotation marks the transcript as partial. The transcript has a single exon.
UCUUCCACGUACUACAAGUUCUACAUGAACGACUUUAUCGAGGCUGACUUCCAGGAGAUCGUGUUCCGGAGCGAGCCGCAAAGGGAUUUGAUCCACUUCAUGGGUCAGCUUAUGCGCCGCGGCGAUACCCCAACGCGCCCUACCGAUGAACAGAUGGCAGAGAUCAACAACAAAAAGGAGAUUGGGAAGCUGCGACGCAGAAAGCAGCGGGUCGCCCGAAAGCUGAAAAGGAGAGGAUGGACACUGAGGUCGGCACCGAAAGAAGGCCGAGGCGCAGCGCUUCUUACACGGCACGGCCGGUUUGCUCGACAAGCCGACACCUUGAGGAAGACACCCUACGAUUCCUGCCUAACCUAUGCCAUCCAGGAGUUCCACGCCUCGAAAGACGGUCAAAAAAUCGUUCGACAGUUGAACAGCAUCAAACCUUCCGAGUACCUCGCACCGCCUACCAUCCAAUACAAG